Molecule: messenger RNA, 1495 nt
Organism: Drosophila serrata
Lineage: Eukaryota; Metazoa; Arthropoda; Insecta; Diptera; Drosophilidae
Source: RefSeq, a predicted model, not a curated record
GUACACUGCUCCUUUACUCUCCAACAGAACUUAUUGUGAUCAUAACACUUUUUAAUGUCGGUAUAGAAUAGCUAGAGCAAAAUUCGGUUGGUGUAUUUAUUUUUCGCAUGUCCUUUGGGUUCUGCUUUUGCUCUUUAACAUGGAAAAUUUCGAGAAGGCCAGGAAGCUGCAGGAACUGGCCGGAAUUCCUUCUCCGGCCGUCACACGAUGCUGCUGCAACUGCAAGCGAAAGCUGGAUCCCUACCAGCUGUUUGACGACAAUGUGGAGGACAUAGCCAAGAGCCUGGCACAGGUAAUGGUGAUCUGCGGCAUCGACACGAGGAAGUGCCGCAUGGCCAGGGGGAUUAUCAAGCGGGCCUUUGUCUAUCACGAGCGCCUGCGCACCAACUGCCCUCCAAAGCCGGCACCGGGAACGCACCUGAAUCGCGAGGAUCUGCUCCAGGCGCUGCGGCUGAAGUGCGAAAUGGAGCCCGUUGAGGCGAUGCUUUCGUACUCAAUCAUCAAACGCGCCUUCAAGGCCUUCUACCACGGCAAGCCGCCGGUGACCAUCAGCAAUCCCAUCGUGGACGCCAUGGCGGUGCAUACCCAGCACUCGGCUUGGAUGCACGCCGCCUUCAAGACCGCCCGCAUCUUCGACAACUACAAGGCGGCCUUCUUCUGGGCCCACCAGCACUACGAGCGUCAGAUCAACCUGGUCUACACUGCGCUGUACCAGCGGAUGACGGCCAGGUCGGAUCCGCUCCUGGUACCUGGCUGCCCGUGCAAGGGCUGCUCCAAGCAGGAGGUGCCCGGCCAUCCCAAGGCUGGUCAGCGGCCGGUGCAGAAGCUCACCUUAUCGGAGGGGGCUGAUCUGCCGGAGCCCUGCAUUAUGUGCGGCCUGCAGAUGCCUCGGAUGACCGCCCAGGAUAUAAAGAUGAAGAAGAAGCCUCCGCGACCCAUCAUCAACCACGAGGUGAACCUGCCGCGGUGUCAGCGGUGCAACUCGCCGUUCCUGAUCUGCGAGUGCAACAUCGAUCAGCUGACCGGAGAGCAGUUCGGCGAGUGCGGCCAGGAUUCGUACAAAGUGAAGUGGUAUCGCGUCGAGGAGCCAGUCCAUGCCACGUCCGACGGUGCCGACGGCGGGACGGAGGAUGAGGAGGCGAAGGGUAGCAACUAUAUGGAGGCCAUGGAACCGCCAGAGGACUGGGACAACCACCACUGCCCCAUCGAUUGCAAGCACGACUCCUGCAGCGAGGCCACAAACGUGUGCCAAGGCACCUCCACUUCCGAGGGGGAGAGCGGCUCGGCCUUUGCCAGCUGCUCGCAGGGAGAAGAGGAUGUCGUGGCCAAGCUGGAGGACUACCUCAACAAGCUGUGGAACGAGGAGGUGGCCCAGAAGAAGGAUCCCUCGUAUGUGCCCAAGACCAUCGAACCUCCGGGUCCCAGGUGUCAAAAGUGUAGCGACUGACACCUUCUCUGUUUCAAAUUUUCUGAAUAUAAAGAUAUGGCUUUGGAG